Molecule: messenger RNA, 3558 nt
Organism: Boleophthalmus pectinirostris (great blue-spotted mudskipper)
Lineage: Eukaryota; Metazoa; Chordata; Actinopteri; Gobiiformes; Gobiidae
Gene: kcng1
Product: potassium voltage-gated channel, subfamily G, member 1
Exons: 3
Coding region: 1-1542 (513 amino acids)
Biological process (GO): protein homooligomerization; regulation of delayed rectifier potassium channel activity; potassium ion transmembrane transport
Cellular component (GO): voltage-gated potassium channel complex; membrane
Molecular function (GO): delayed rectifier potassium channel activity
Source: RefSeq, a predicted model, not a curated record
AUGACUCUGCUGGCUGGAGAGGGCUCUGAGUAUGACUACAGUGCUGUGAGCUGUGCGUCAGACCCUCCCCCUCUCCACGAGCUCGAGCCUCAGAAGGGCGUGUACUACAGGAGGGCCAGACGGGCUCCUCAGCUCUGCACAGGUACAGCUUAUGCAGUCUCCUUUUGCUCUCUGCCUUCAUGCGCUCGCCGGCUCUACGCCAUCAUAAACGUGGGUGGGCUGAGGUACCAGCUCCCUUGGACCACCCUGGAGGACUUCCCUCUGUCUCGCCUGGGCCAGCUUCGCCUCUGCAGCAGCUUCGAUGACAUCAUGCAAAUCUGCGACGACUAUGAUGUCGCCCACAAUGAGUUCUUCUUCGACCGCAGUCCGUGUGCCUUCAGAACCAUCCUGGCAUUCCUACGGGCGGGGAAAUUACGUGCAGUUCGAGACAUGUGUGCGCUUUCAUUCAGAGAGGAGCUGCUGUACUGGGGUGUUCCUGAAGAUAACUUAGAAUGGUGUUGUAGGCGGAGAUUGGUGCAGCGAGUGGAGGAAUUUGAGGCAUUGGAGAGGGCAGAGGAGGAGGAGACGUUGGAGGAGAUGCUGGAUACAGACAGCAGAGAUGGUCCCAAGGAGACGAGGGUGAACAGGUGCAUGGGUCAGCUGAGGGACAUGGUGGAGCGACCACAUUCGGGACUGCCUGGGAAGAUCUUCGCCUGUUUGUCUGUGCUGUGUGUGACGAUCACCGCGGUAACGCUGUCCAUCAGCACCAUGCCAGCUCUGAGGGAGGAAGAGGAGGAGGGCACAUGCUCACGGCGCUGUUAUAACAUCUUCAUCGUGGAGACCGUGUGCGUGGCCUGGUUUUCCCUGGAGUUCUCUCUGCGCUUCAUUCAGGACCGGAGCAAACUGUCUUUCCUCCGACAGCCCCUGAACCUCAUCGACCUCGUGGCCAUCCUGCCGUACUACAUCUCCCUCCUGGUAGACAGCUCAAAGGGCUCGGGUGGACCUGGGGGCUCAUAUCUGGACAAAGUUGGUUUAGUCCUUCGUGUUUUGCGAGCUCUCCGGAUCCUCUACGUGAUGCGAUUGGCGCGUCACUCUCUGGGACUGCAAACUUUAGGACUUACCGCACGACGUUGUACCAGAGAAUUUGGUUUACUUCUUUUAUUCCUGUGUGUGGCCAUCGCUCUGUACUCUCCUCUCCUCUUUCUUAUUGAAAACGAAAUGACAUCCACGCAGGAAUUCAGCAGCAUCCCGGCUACGUACUGGUGGGCUGUGAUCACCAUGACGACAGUGGGAUACGGAGACAUGGUUCCGCGCAGUAUUCCGGGGCAGGUGGUCGCUCUGAGCAGCAUUCUAAGCGGGAUUCUCCUCAUGGCAUUCCCGGUCACCUCCAUAUUCCACACGUUUUCGCGCUCGUACUUGGAGCUGAAGCAGGAACAGCAGAGGGCACUGCAGAGGCGGACGCGCUUCCUGUUGCGUGGGCGUAUGACCGGACUCGGGAGUGACCUGUCUCUGGAGAGCAAUGUGCUGUUUCCUCUGAGACCUGCGGACAGCAGAGACAUGUGACUAAAACAAGGAAAAAAGACUGAGUAUAUUUGAAAAGACUGAAGCACACAGAAAGAAGCCCGGGAUAAAGCCAUGAUGUGUAGCAUUUUAAAGAUGUUGCUAUUAAAUCUGAAGCAGCCGAUGUUGAAGUGGAAAAUGAAGUGAAUUAAAAUGGAACUAAACACUAAAUCAACUUUUUUUUACUGCUACACUUGGAUAUAGGGUUUUAAUAGCAGCUGUCCCUAGUCUUUUUUUUUUUAAACUAUUGUAGUGCAAACUAUGCACAUUUGCAGCUUUCUGGAAACUCCUUCAAAUGGCUGCAAUUUCAAGUACUAUGUGACAUCACACAGGACUGCCCUGAGAAAAACACCUGACUGCAGGGGUGGAGUUUGAAAUGUGGAGUUAUUAAUGCUACCUUUACACAUGGUUGGGUAUGUUGAGAAACUAGUAUUUCCCUCCCUCUGUUUUCCAAAAUAACAUUGUACACAUAGCGUUGAUUUAAAAAAAGUUUUCGUUGACAUCAAUCCUCAUAAAUCUGCCAUCGAGUGCCGUCAUAACUACGCCAAGCCUCUGGGCGACACCUGGAUUAGAUUCAAACCUGUAGCAUUUAUUUCAUUACAGUUGUAAGCAUUACUCAAAAAUACUUUGAAAAAUGUGCAUUAGUGAGCGGGCUCGCCUCUCCACAGAUCUGUUAAAGAAGUGGCAAAAUGUUUGACCUCCGAGUCUCAUUCGUCUCUGGUCAUGGAUAUGAUACAUCAGCUGUGUGUGCAAAUGCAAACACGUGAAAAGUGUUUGCACCAGAAGAAAUGCGACUGCUGUUCUGAUGCUCCAUCAUCAUCAUCAGAGCAAAAGGGAAACACUGGUCGCACUUUUGGCGCAUCAGCUCCUAAAACUCUAUUUAUCUCACACGAAGCCAUAAUUUUCCAGAAUCUCCACUCUAGCCGGAAUUUUUUAGAAAGAUUUGUUUUCAAAGACGAAUUCACUGUUUGCGUGUAAAAGAUGGGUACAGAUGAAGGGAAAUGUCUCCGUUUUUAAAAAUGCAUGUGUACAUGUAAACGGGGCCUAAGGAAGUUUGAAGUUUGGAGGUAUUAAGGAACAUCAAUCACACUGUUCCUUAAUACCUCCAGAUAAUGCCCCCAUUCUCCCCUUUAAACAGUACUGUGGGAAGUCACAUAGCACUUGACAGUUGGAGGCAGCUUUGGCAGGUUUUUACCUCAAAGCUGCAGUUACUACUAAAAUUGCAAAAAAAAUUAAAAAUAAUAAUAAUAACUAGGAACUGUAGGCAUUGUUAUUCAAAAAAAAAAAAAAAAAGAAGCUUAGUAGUGCAAAAAGUUGAUUGUGUUUAGUUUCACUUUAAAGACAAGCUCAAAAUCACUUGUCGAAUCUCAGUGGACUGAACUCUGCACUGAAACAUCCCACAUUACAUAAUCAUUACACACAACAUAAACAAAUGUUGAUUUACCUUUUGUGCUACAAAUGAGACAACAGAUUAAAUUAUUAAAUUCAAAUCACAAAGUCAGCAUGUAUCUUGUAUCUCAGACACAUUUGUGGAGUUUGGAGUUUGUGGCAGAGACCAGACUUUAAUGGAAGCUGCUUGUUUGUCCUCUGGGUUUAUUUGAACUUAACUGAAUCUUUUUGCUCACUCAGGCAUCACAGACCUGCACUCUGGAUCUACAAGCCUCAAACGUUCAGACGAAAUGUUUCUCUUUUUGAAAACUGCUGAAUUUUGUGUAACUGUCCAAACUUGUUUUGUUUAUAAUGUUGUAUUAAUUGUGUUUUGAUUUCGUUUUGAUGAUUUAUUUAAAGUGGAUUAAGCUGAAAAUAUUGGUCUGGUAAUUUCUUCUGUGGUCAUCUCUUACAUGAACACCAGGGGGCAGCAUCGUGUCACGUAAAUCAGGAUGAGUUUCGGUACCUCCUUUUUCUAUGCCCAAUUGCAUUUAGCAGUGGAGCGUCCAAUUUAUGUAUUUACUGUUAAGGAAAGGACUAAAAGAGGAUUAAAUCUGGGUUUAAUCAAAAAUAAACAACAAAUUGGAGGGA